AUGUUUAACAAACGACACAGACAACAACAACAACAGCAACAACAAUCACCAUCACACUACCACCAUCAACAGAAUCAGCAACUGGUAUCUCCGUCUUCUUCAUCAUCCUCACUUUCAACUAUAGUACAGCAACAACAACAGCAGCAGCAGUACCUCCCACACCUCCUGGAUCAUUUUAACCAUCAUCACAAUUACCACAGUGACACUAUCCACUUGAGUCCAUCGUCACCUGACUUAUACUACAACAGUUGCAAUAACAAAUACAGUACUAAUAACAGAAGAUUACAUAACAACGCAUUUGCUGAAGACGAGUCCAAUUUCAUACAAUCAAAUAUAAGACGCAGUAUCUCUGCCUUUUUACAAAGUAUGGGACAACAAAUAUCAAGAAACACCAACAACAAUGGCAACAACAGUAGCGGGGGUGCAGAUCAUAGUCAACAGCCUGGUGGCGUACCAUUGUCAUACCACCGGAACAGAGAGGCUACCAGUAGCAAAUUGAAAGCACAAUUUUCAGUAUCAGAUCGACAACAACAACAACAACAACAACAACACUCACAACAGCAGUACGCUGCAUCUGAGUCCACUAGUAUACGGCAGAACUUUUCAUUGACUCCCACUACAUCACCACCAGAAGACAAAGACAACCAAUACCCAUCAGCAUUCUGUUUGAGUCCCAUUACAUCUAAUGAGUCCUAUAACUAUUAUUCUGAUGAUGCAUCGAUGACUGACGCAUAUCCGGAAUUAGGACACCAUCACCACCACCACGACAUAAGCUACCAUCAUCAUCUUCGUAGUCAGUCACAACAACAAUUGUUGGGAGAUUCAAUUGGGCCUGAAUUGACUGAUGUAUCACCUGCAUCAUCUUAUGGUGAAGAGGAAGUGGCAGAUGUUGAAGCAACCGAUACCAUCUGUAAAGAAGGUUCUAGCUCGAUUGAUGAGCCACGGCACAAACCUAAAGAGACUGCACCACUGGUUACUACUGCUAGACCCCUUCAACCAUACACCCAAGAACAAGAAGAGUUUUCACCAUUGUUAUCCUUACCAAUGGAGAUCCUCAUUAGGGUCCUUGAAUAUGUGUAUGUGGACACUGACAUCUCAUCUAUAAAUUCCAAUCUUGAGAAUUUCGCCAAUACUGUACCUUUGUUAUCCAAGAAAUUCCAUCAAUUGUCACUUUGCUUCUUGUAUAAAUACACCAUUUUCAAUCGUCCUCAUUCAUUUGAAAAAUUUUUGCACAAUUUACAAGCAAACCCAAUUAUUGGAAAAUUUGUUGAGUUUAUGGAUUUCCAACAAUUUACAUCAAUUGGAUUAGGUAGAACUGGGAGGAUGAACCAAGAGAUUCAAAUGGUAACUUCAAGAACCAUUGCUCACGCGUUAUCAAUGACCCCUAAUUUGAUGGAGUUUUUAGCCUCAGAGAAUAUUCAAGAUGAUAUGGAUGUAUCAGUGUUGAAUAUUUUGUUUAACAAAUUACCGAAAUUGAAGGCGUUGGACUUUUGUGGUGCUAGUAGUGAGGCUUUUGCUAGAGCAUUUGAUCAAUUAACUAUAAAAGUGGAGGAUUUACCUAUAACUAAAUUGUCAUUCCACGAUUGUUCAAAUAUUUCUCAGGAUGCAUUGAUCAAGAUAUUGAAGAAAGCUACUCAUUUAACUCGAUUAGAUUUAAGUCAUACGGCAAUUACAUCUUCUAUUUUGUUGAAUUUGCCGCAAAAUAUUCGUCUAACCCAUUUAUCGUUGGCUAGAUGCUCAAAAUUGACCACAAAGGAUCUAAUUCAUUUCUUGUCUACUCAUCAAGCCAUAUCUCAUGGAUCAUUACAAUGGCUAAAUUUACAAAUUGAUUCAAAUGUCGUUAGUCCAUUAUCUGAUGUCUACUUACUAUACACCUUAAAGCAUCUCAAUGCACCAAAUUUACAAUACUUGAACAUUGGUGGUAUGCCCGUUAACUCGAGAAUCUUGUACACAAUCAAGACCAAAUUCCCUCAAUUGGUUAGUUUAAACAUUAGUCAUGCAUUAAACGUCACUCUUGAUGAAUUGAAUGGGUUUAUGCAAGACAACACCACCUUAAGGUAUCUUGACUUGACAGGGAUAAAAUCUCUAAACAAGAAUGUUGUUACUUUUUUGAAACAAAAUUUUCAAAGUAAUCUCGAAGCUAUUGAAUUUGAUUACAAGUCGCUUUAUGACUACACUUCAAGAGGCGAUUGUUUCCGAGUGCAGCAACCUCCCCCACAACUGUCGCAACUCCACCUGCUGCUGCAAAUUUUCACAUCAUUGUCAUUCAUUGAAGAUACAGUUUAUUCACCACCUCAAGUUUGGAAAUUUUACGAUAACGAGGGUAGAAGGGCAUGGAUUUACAAAAUGUCGGAAGAAGAAUACAAACGAGUCACUACACAAUCAAAUCUCGUGUAUUAUGAUUUAGAAACUGGUCAAAAAAUCGUUACUAAGAUGAAGAAACCGCAGUUUUUGAAAUAUGCUGGACGUAAAGUCAAUUGUUCCAUUGGGUAUUACAAUUUAAACGGGUAUAAGGAUAAGAAGUUUGUUGAAGGUUGUUGGCCGGUUGAGUUUAGUCAACGAGGGAUUUAUAAUUACUAUUCAUUGAAUGUCAAGUAA
Messenger RNA from Lodderomyces parapsilosis, 2598 nucleotides. RefSeq lists its product as uncharacterized. NCBI's taxonomy places the organism in Eukaryota, Fungi, Ascomycota, Pichiomycetes, Serinales, Debaryomycetaceae. Gene Ontology annotation, cellular component: SCF ubiquitin ligase complex. Gene Ontology annotation, biological process: SCF-dependent proteasomal ubiquitin-dependent protein catabolic process. The coding region runs from base 1 to 2598 and encodes 865 amino acids. The record is from RefSeq and is a predicted model, not a curated record. The transcript has a single exon.